Sinocyclocheilus rhinocerous is the source of this 3197-nucleotide messenger RNA. Its product is annotated as contactin-3-like. Bases 311 to 1489 code for a protein of 392 amino acids. Lineage: Eukaryota; Metazoa; Chordata; Actinopteri; Cypriniformes; Cyprinidae. The transcript is spliced from 7 exons. The record is from RefSeq and is a predicted model, not a curated record.
GGGAGAUUCAGUCACUCUACACACUGAUACUGAAAAAAUCCAACAAGAAGAGAUUAGUUGGUAUUUUAAUGAUAUUCGCAUUGCUGAAAUCAGUGGAGAUCUCAAUAAGACCUGUCCAGAUGUUCAGUGUUAUAAUGGCACUGAGAGAUUCAGAGACAGACUGAAGCUGGAUCAUCAGACUGGAUCUCUGAUCAUCACAAACACCAGAACCACAGACUCUGGACUUUAUAAACUACAGAUCAACAGCAGCAGCGACAGUCUUCUUCAGCUCUUCAGUGUUUCUGUCUAUUAUGUUCCUGAACGAGAGAAAAUGAAGAGAAAGUCAGUGACGGAGGGAGAAUCUGUCACUUUAGAUCCUGGUGUAGUAAAAACCACAAAUUAUUUGAUGAAAUGGCUUUUUAAUGACGUUCACAUCGCUGAAAUCAAAGAAGAUCUCAGUUUUAUCUGUACAGAUGUUCAGUGUUUAUAUGCUGACGAGAGAUUCAGAGACAGACUGAAGCUGGAUCAUCAGACUGGAUCUCUGACCAUCACAAACACCAGAACCACAGACUCUGGACUCUAUUAUCUGCUGAUAAUCAGCAGCAGAUUCAGCAUCAUAAGGAGCUUUAUUGUUGAUGUCACUGGUUAUGUUGAUGCAGUGAGUAGUGUGUCAGUGAUGGAAGGAGAUUCAGUCAUUCUACACACUGAUGUUGAAACAAACCAACAAGAGGAGAUUAGAUGGUAUUUUAAUGACAUCCGCAUCGCUCAAAUCACUGAAGAUCUCGGUUUUAUCUGUACAGAUGUUCAGUGUAAAUAUAGUGACGGGAGAUUCAGAGACAGACUGAAGCUGGAUCAUCAGACUGGAUCUCUGACCAUCACAAACACCACAACCACAGACUCUGGGCUUUAUCACAAACAAGUCAUCAGCGGCAGCAGCAUCAAUUACGGCAUCUUCCGUGUUACUGUCUAUGAAGUUCCUGCUGCUGAACGAGAUGAAAUGAAGAGGAAGUCAGUGCAGGAGGGAGAAUCUGUCACUUUAGACACAGGAGUAAUAAAAAAUCCAAAUGAUUUGAUGACGUGGUAUUUUAGUGACAUUCGCAUCGCUGAAAUCACUGGAGAUCAGAGUAAGAUCUGUACAGAUGUUGAUGAGAGAUUCAGAGACAGACUGAAGCUGGAUCAUCAGACUGGAUCUCUCGCCAUCACAAACAUCACAAUCACAGAGUCUGGACUCUAUCAACUACAGAUCAGCAGCAGCAGCAGAAUCAGCAUCAUAAAGAGCUUCAGUGUCACUGUCCCUACGGUUUCAGAUUCAGGUCUGUCUUCAGCCCCUGUAGCAGGAAUAGUAGUAGUCCUAUGUGUUGGUGUAGCUGCUCUUGUUCUGCUGCUCGUUGCUGCUGGUGUGAUUUACUAUCGCAAACGUCAAGCAGGACAACAUAACGAUGUUACAGACACGGUGAUGCAGUUCAGUGAUCAGAUGGAAAAAGACCCUGUUGAUGACUCCUGCCAAUGAAUCAGACUGAAACUGGGGCUGCCAAUGAGACAUCACAGAAACUUUAUUAUGUUGAUACUUUCAUUUAAAGGGAACAUAAAGAAAAGUUGGGAAACCAAUAGUGUCACGAUACCAAGAUUUCAGUAUUCAGUACUGAUGCCAGUGAAACCAAAUUCAGCUAAUUAAAAUUCAAACUAAUUAGCUAUAAUUCAGUUUUAAGUGAUUUAAAUAAUAAAAAUGUAGCCUAAUUUUUUUUGUUAUUAUGUAACAUAGCUUCAGAAUAGACAAACCGUAAAUUAGCAACUAAAUGAUUAAAGUUUGAGAAAGCCUGACCAGAAAGUUUCGAGUAGUUUUAAAAGCAUAAUGUUUAAAGGUUUUGAAGGCCAUGCAGUCUAUCAGAAAAAAACAGACAGAAUCAAAUAACAUGUUGGCUUUCUCAUUAAGAAACAGAGAAAAAUAUUAAUUCCAAUAGUUCAAAGAGUGCUUGAGGGUUCUUUCAGUAUGUCAGUGUUUAUUAAAGGUGCUAAAGUUACAUCUUUAGAAUUUUCGUAUUAGCAACUUUACAGUUCUACACGGGAAGAUCCCUGAUGAAAACACCAGUAUGCUGUUGUUCCCAAGAUUCACUGUACUAAAAACUGGUGUUUUCAGCAGAAAUCCUUUUAUAUUAAAGUUAAUAAGCUUUGUGCUUUUGUCUGUUUGUGGCGUCUUACAUUUGUUGUUAAAGGUUCAAAUCCUGCAAGGGUUGAUCCAUGAAAUCUCACCACUGUGUCCUUGAUCAAACUCUGAAUAUCAGGAUUUGAACCUGCAACAACUGCACUGAAAGACACGGUGGAGAGAAGCAGCAACCAAAUGCCAAAUAUGUGUUAUUUUGUUAUAUAUUUUCAUAACUGUUACUGGAUGCUAAAUAAGCUUUUUACUGGUAUAUUAAGCAACUGAAGGGUGUUUAAGCACACUUAAAGGAAUAAUUCACAUGAAAAUUAAAACUCAGCCAUCCAAGAUGUAGAUGAGUUUGUUUCUUCAUCAGAACAGCUUUGGAGAAAUCUAGCAUUAGAGCACCAGUGAAUCCUGCAGUGAAUAGUAAAAACAGCCAGAAGGACAUGAGACAACAAUGAACACAGGAAACACACAGUAGGGACUAACAAUGCUGGGAAUAUAACAAUCAGGGACUGAUCGAACAAGAAAAACUACAAAGGACCAUGUGACAGGAAACAGGAAUACAACUUAAACAUAAAAGUCCAGGGACAGAACCAGGUAAAAUCAUUAAGGUGUUUUAACUUGAACCUGUAGCUUCUGGCCAAAAUAUAAGUUCUUAAUGCAUAAUAACCUCCAAAAUAUGUUCCAUUGAAGAAACAAACUCAACUACAUUUUGGACGGCUUUAGGGUGACUACAUUUUCAGCACAUUUUCAUUUUUGGGUGAAUUUUUCCUUUAACAUGCAUUUAUUGGUAAAACAACAAUAUUAUAAUGUGCAUACAUGUGUAUUAUAAUCUUAAGAUGUUUGCUACAGAAGUUAGAAGUGUAUCAUGCUUAUUUUUGUAAAGUUCUCAGAAAAGACUGCACUGUCAGAGCUGAAGUACUGUAAUAUGCCAAACUCCUCACAAAAACCUCAUCAAAAAUGGUUUGUUUUCCAAACACAGUAUUAAGAAUCAAGUUUAAUUUGUGUAAAAUCAGUUAUGUUACCUUAUGUUGCCUAUAUGGGCAGUAUUUCAGAUACAUGUAUUUAAAAUACA